AUGUCGGCCCAGGAGUAUUAUCAGCAAGGCCCGCCACACGGACACGGCCACGCCCAGCCGGGCCAAGCUUACCCACAAUAUCCCCAACCUUCUUAUGGCCCGCCUCCGCCGAACCAGCCCCAGGGCUACUAUCCGCCCCAGGCCCCAAUGCAGUACCAGCAGCAGCCUCCCCGGCAGAGCAAGAGCGGCGGCGACGGUUGCCUCAAGGGCUGUCUAGCCGCGCUGUGCUGUUGCUUCGUAUGUGAGGAAGGCUGCGAAUGCUGCGCCGACUGUUGCGAAUGCUGCAUGGACCUCUAA
Canariomyces notabilis is the source of this 297-nucleotide messenger RNA. RefSeq lists its product as uncharacterized. The transcript is spliced from 2 exons. Lineage: Eukaryota; Fungi; Ascomycota; Sordariomycetes; Sordariales; Chaetomiaceae. The record is from RefSeq and is a predicted model, not a curated record. The coding region runs from base 1 to 297 and encodes 98 amino acids.